This is a messenger RNA of Xyrauchen texanus (razorback sucker), 1340 nucleotides long. Its product is annotated as proteasome subunit beta type-5-like. Bases 37 to 846 code for a protein of 269 amino acids. Lineage: Eukaryota; Metazoa; Chordata; Actinopteri; Cypriniformes; Catostomidae. The transcript has 3 exons. Gene Ontology annotation, cellular component: proteasome core complex. Gene Ontology annotation, molecular function: threonine-type endopeptidase activity. The record is from RefSeq and is a predicted model, not a curated record.
GAAGCAGAACACUGCCGCUCAUGAGUAAUCUCAAACAUGGCUCUGUCUAGUGUUUUGAGGAGUGAGUCUGCGGAUUUCUGUGACCGCUUUAGACGGCCUUUCGCGCCCGACUGCGGUCUUAAUCAAACGGAUCUGGGCUUCGGAGCCGCAGUGGGAGACAGUCUGAACAUCGCCGUGACACCGCUGGGUGAAGAGGAAGAACCGGAGAGAAAAAUCGAGUUCCUUCACGGCACGACCACCUUAGCAUUCAAAUUUCAGCAUGGAGUCAUUGUGGCUGUGGAUUCCAGAGCGACAGCGGGCUCCUACAUCGCUUCCCAAACGGUGAAGAAGGUGAUUGAGAUCAACCCUUACCUGCUAGGCACUAUGGCAGGAGGUGCUGCAGAUUGCAGCUUCUGGGAGCGCCUGCUGGCCAGGCAGUGCCGCAUCUAUGAGCUGCGUAACAAAGAGCGCAUUUCAGUAGCAGCUGCCUCCAAGCUCCUGGCUAACAUGGUGUAUCAGUACAAAGGCAUGGGCCUCAGUAUGGGGACAAUGGUAUGUGGCUGGGACAAGAGAGGGCCAGGGCUGUACUACGUGGACUCUGAAGGCAACCGUGUGUGUGGAGACCUGUUCGCUGUGGGCUCGGGCUCCAUGUAUGCCUACGGUGUUGUUGACAGUGGCCUUCGCAAUGACCUGACCAUAGAGGAGGCCUGUGACCUGGGCCGCCGUGCCAUCUACCAAGCCACCUACCGUGAUGCCUACAGCGGAGGCCAAGUCAACCUUUACCGCAUCCACAGCGAGGGUUGGGAGAGGGUCUCUCAGGAAGAUGUUCUUCAACUGCACCAUAAGUACCAGAGCGAGAAAGCAUAAAGGGAUGGGUUGAGGAUAAAGAGUGAAUGGGAUGGGGUAAGAGUAGAGUUGGAUCAAAGGCACUUCUGGUAACUAAAUGGAAUAAAAUCAGCAUAAUAUCUUUCUUGUGGGAGUUAAUACUAACUCUUUGUCAGAGCUGGUACGUUUGUACAUGAGCAAAUCUGUCUUUUUUUCCUCUCACACUUUUUCUUUCCCCUCUCUCUUUCAGUGGCAAAGUUAGAUCAGUUAACGUUAUUUUUCUCACAUGUUAUUGGUUGAAUAUCAGCCAGUGUCAGUAGUAUUACAAUCCCAGCCAUUGAGCUUCAAUUCCACGUGUUGUUUGUGAUUAAAGAAUAAGGGGGCGCUGUGUCCCAGUGGAAAACAUGACAAGCCAAAACUCCAGUUGGCGUGCUUUCACUGAGUGGGAGUGGGCUUCUGUUCUUCUCAUGUAUUCACACAUUACCACAGUUUCUAAACCUAUUCUCAAUAAACCUUGGAUUUGUUUUUGCUAUCUA